Molecule: messenger RNA, 6979 nt
Organism: Cynoglossus semilaevis (tongue sole)
Lineage: Eukaryota; Metazoa; Chordata; Actinopteri; Pleuronectiformes; Cynoglossidae
Gene: cpamd8
Product: C3 and PZP like alpha-2-macroglobulin domain containing 8
Exons: 45
Coding region: 908-6529 (1873 amino acids)
Cellular component (GO): extracellular region
Molecular function (GO): endopeptidase inhibitor activity; protein binding
Source: RefSeq, a predicted model, not a curated record
GAGACGAUAAUUUAAGUAAAUAAUAUUUACUUUGGGCCAUUUUUUUUCUAAUGUAAAGUAUCUGGCGUGGCUCAAAAACAAAGUUUCCUGCAACUUCACCGCUUGGUGGCAGCAUACAUCUGCGUGAGCUACCAAGUCAAUAUAACCAGAACAAAACCAAAGCGGUACAUGUCAGAUAGUUUUCUUCCCUUUGGUGUUUGUCUUUUUCAACUCGAUCGAAAUCAUAUCGUUGACGUCUGUAUGCGAUUUUUAACCCACGUCAGUGACGUGAGCAAGUAACUUGCUCUCUAGUGGUCACAAAAACCUGCCUUUAGUCCUGGUGCCGCCGUAGUGACCUGAGAGCAGUCUUUGAAGAGACUCAUCAACAGCCUGGAGCUGAUCAUCUCCUCCUGACGCGCAGCUGCUGCAGGAGCCGAAAGAAGAUCGAGUGAGAUCUCGUCUGGAGGAUCACAGCAGACCGUGGAGGCAGAGGCAGAGGCAGGAGAGGAAGAGCUGUACAUGUCAAACAGAUCUUUACGGUGCGCUGGAGUGGGAGGACGCUUACUGUUUGUAAUGCUGAAAUAUGAGAGAAGGGAACCGGGGCGGGUGAGAGCACAUGGGAGAGGACUGUCCGUGCGCUCUGCGCUCUGAAAGGAGGAGAAGAAAGAAACCGUCUGCUUUGAACUGGGUUUUGCGAAGCGGGAUGAUUACGAAAAGUUGAUCCGCAGUUCCGGACGAAGCCCUGUGAUCUCACGCCAUUCAAUGGAUACAUAAGCAGCAGAGGGCUGCGGACGCACACUCUUGCCAUUUCAUUUAACUGUUCAGUCGAGGUGAAAAGUUCCAGCUGCCUGGAGAGGAGAGGAGAGAAGAGGAGAGGAGAGGAGAGAGAGACGAUAUUCGCAGCCGUAUCUCAGUGACUGAGGCCAAAAUGUUGCGUUGGUCUUUGACAGCCUUGAGCCUUUCUUGGACUUUGUUCAUCUGCGACGUGAGCAGAAGUUCUGCGGAGGAAAGACAGGGUUACUUGGUGGCUGCACCCUCGGUGUUUCGAGCAGGCGUGGAGGAGAGCGUGAGUGUGACCAUCUUCAAUGCAAAAGCAGAAACCCGUGUCCAGGUGCAGCUGUCUGUGAAGGGACAGGCAGUGGCCCACAGCCACGGCUCAGUGCUGGACAAAGGCACCGUCAAACUGAAGGUUCCCUAUGGGUUAAGAGGCCAAGCACAUCUGAAGGUGUGGGGGAACCGUCACCUGACUGAAGGAGGAUACAUCUUCCACAACUACACCACCGUCACAGUGGAAAGCAAGGGCACAGCCGUCUUCAUCCAGACCGACAAGCCUGUCUACAAACCCAAAAACAAAGUGUUGAUGAAUGUCUACACAGUCACUCCUGACCUGAGGCCAGUCAACGACAAGAUUGAAGUGUACAUUUUGGAUCCCAGAGGCUCCAGAAUGGUCCAGUGGAAGAGUCUCAAACCUGUCUGCUGUGGCGUUGUAAACACCAGUUUCCCUCUGUCUGACCAGCCUGUGUUUGGAGAAUGGCUCAUCUUUGUAGACGUUCAGGGUCACACCUACAACAAGUCAUUUGAAGUCCAAAAAUAUGUUAUCCCCAAGUUUGAGCUGGUGAUAGAUUCUCCUCGCUACAUCCGGGACCUGAACUCAUGUGAGCAGGCCAGUGUCAGCGCCAGGUACACCUUUGGAAAACCUGUGACGGGGAAGUUAACGGUGAACAUGACGGUGAACGGAGUGGGCUAUUACCGCCAUGAGAUGGGACAACCUGUGAUCAAAAACAUGGAGAUCAAAGGCUCUGCAAAUUUCAGCCUGUGUGUCAAAGACAUGAUGCCCUUGGACGUAGCAGACCACUUCAGGGGCGCAGUUAGCAUUUGGGCCUCGGUCACCAGCAUAGAUGGAAGCAGGCAAACCACGUACGACGAUUCAACACCAAUCCAUAAACAGCUCAUCGACAUCAAGUACUCCAAAGACACGCGCAAGCAGUUCAAGCCUGGUCUGCCUUACAAAGGGAAGAUCGAGAUCACCUACCCUGACGGCAGUCCAGCUGAUGGCGUAAGAGUCCGUGUCAAAGCAGAGCUCACGGCAAAAGACAACAUCUAUACCAGUGAACUUGUUUCAAAGGACGGUCAGGCCUCCUUUGAAAUCCCCUCCAUCCCCACUGCUGCCCAGUACGUCUGGUUGGAGACUAAAGUGAUUUCUAUCAAUGGAAAAACAGUGGGAGACCAGUACCUGCCCAGCUACUUGUCAAUCAGUAGCUGGUACUCUCCCAGCAGGUGUCACAUCCAGAUUCAAAGUCCCAGCACUACACUUAAGGUUGGCCAAGAGGCAGAAGUGGCUCUUAAAUCCACCUGCCCCUGUAAUUUCACCCUGCACUAUGAAGUGGCGUCCAGAGGAAACAUCAUUCUGUCAGGCCAAAAGCCAGCUAACCUCACAUCCUCACACCGAGGAAAAAGAGCCGCAGUCACUUUUGACAAAAACAUUCACACGACCGACCUGCCGCCCUCCGACGGCAGUUCUCCAGACUCCUCCUCCUCCUCCUCCUCCUCCCAGGCUGAGGUGGAUACUUGUGUGACAUAUCUGCGGUUCCCCGUCAGUCCCAGCAUGGCACCGCUUAGUCGUCUGCUCGUCUACUAUGUCAGAGAAAAUGGCGAGGGAAUCACCGACAGCCUCAAAAUCCCAGUUCAGCCCGACUUUGAGAACAAGGUGUCUGUUUCUCUGUCAACCAAUGACUCAAUGCCCGGCGACCCAGUGACCCUGAGUGUCCGUGGGGAGCCCGGCUCCUGUGUUUGCGUGGCCACUGUGGAUAAGAGUCUGUAUCUGCUGAAGCCUGACUUCCAGCUCAGCCUUGACAAGGUCUUUAAGGAGCUGUCAGAUUUUGAUGUGUCCGACGCCUUUGGCGUACCCAAAGAUGACGGACACUUCUGGUGGCCAGGGCUGUCGUCAAGGAGACGCAGACGCUCCUCUGUGUUCCCCUGGCACUGGGACAUCACCAAAGACGCCCGCUUUGCUUUCACGGAAACAGGUCUGGUGGUGAUGACAGAUAUGGUGAGUUUAAACCAUCGGCAGAGCGGAGGAAUGUACACUGAUGAGGCAGUUCCUGCGUUUCAGCCACACACCUCAACAUUAGUGACUGCUACACACUCACGCCCGACACUGAGAGCAGAGAAGCGGAGGCGCACAUUUUUCCCAGAGACUUGGGUGUGGCACUGCCUCAACAUCAGCUCUGAAUCUGGAGAAGCCGAGCUGCGAUUGGACGUGCCAGAUUCAAUUACCACAUGGGUAACGGAAGCCAUCAGUCUGUCUGGGAGUAAAGGGCUCGGCCUGGCCGACAGAGCAGAGCUGCGGACCUUCAAACCCUUCUUUGUGGACUUCACGCUGCCGUACAGUUUAAUCAGAGGAGAACAGACCAAGGUUCCUCUGACGGUCUACAACUACCUGCCAACGUGUGCUGAGGUUCAUGUUAAAGUAUCGGUACCGAAGGGCAUCAAAUUUGUCGGCCACCCCGGACGACACCAUGUCACCAGGAAGAAGUGUGUUGCCCCUGGAGAGGCCACGCCCACGUCAAUCGUGCUGUCCUUCACUGAGCUGGGCUCUGCUAACAUCACAGCUCGGGCCAUUGCUUACAGUGAACCGAGCUGCUGUUCAGAUGGACUACAGUCUGGAAAAACAGCCAACGAUGUGGAGGAAAGGACACCGAUUGGUCUGGACUAUGUUCGAAGGACAGUUCUGGUAGAGCCAGAGGGUCUGCUGAGGGAAUACACCUACAGUGUCUUCUUUUGCCCCAAUGAGAGGAUCCACAUAUCUACUCCAAACAAGUAUGAGUAUCAGUAUGUGAAAAAGCCGGCCAGGAUGAACCAGUUCCAGGUGGCGGUGAAGACACACAACGACGCCCAUUUCGCUCUGUCCGCCAGCCCUCAUGACAGUGCGGAGAUGUUAGAAAUCGUGCUCGGAGGAAGGCAAAACACCCGCUCCUGGAUCUCCAUGGGGAAGAUGGGUGAGCCCCUGGUCAGCGCCUCUACACCGGGAAUACUCUCCUGGGACGAGUUCCGCAGCUUCUGGAUCAGUUGGAAGGGAGGCGUGGUCCAGGUGGGACACGGUCUACAUCCGUCUAAUGAGUCAGUGAUUCUCCAGUGGCCAGGACAGUUCCAUGGACAGGUGCGACACAUAGGCUUCUCAACAGGCUGGGGCUCAGUAGGAGAAUUUAAGAUCUGGAAGAAGGAGGACUCAGACGAGAACCACAAUGAAGCCUUUACACUUGGCGUCCCCCACAACAUGGUGCCUGGAUCUGAGAGGGCCACUGCAUAUAUGAUCGGGGAUGUGAUGGGGCCAACUCUAAACAACUUGGACAAACUCUUGAGGCUUCCAUUUGGAUGUGGAGAGCAGAACAUGAUCCACUUUGCUCCAAAUGUUUUUGUCCUCAAGUACCUACAGAAGACGCGGCAGCUGAGCGCUGAGGUGGAGAAUGAAGCCACCGACUAUCUUCUGCAAGGCUACCAGAGACAGCUGACCUACAAACGGCAGGAUGGAUCCUACAGUGCCUUUGGAGAACGGGAUUCCUCUGGCAGUAUGUGGUUGACAGCGUUUGUCUUGAAGUCCUUUGCUCAGUCUCGAGGUUUUAUCUUCAUCGAUCCUGAGGAGCUUCGAGAGGCCAAGUCCUGGCUCAUCAAACAUCAACGGAGUGACGGCUCUUUACCUGCGAUGGGACGCAUCCUGAACAAAGACCUGCAGGGAGGAAUCCAUGGGAAAAUCUCACUCACUGCUUAUGUAGUAGCAGCUCUCCUGGAGACAGGGAUAAAUACUGAGGAAGAGAAGGUGGCAGUAGCUAAAGCCAAGAAUUUCCUGGAGUUGAACACAUACUCUGCAGAUGACCCUUAUACAACAGCCCUGUCUGCAUACACACUGGCCCUGCUCCGCAGCCCUUAUGCCCCACUGGCCUUACGUCGUCUUAACCACAUGGCCAUCACUCAAGAUGGACUCACUCACUGGAGCCUGACAGGCAGCACUAUGACGGACGAGGACACCUUCAUGGGCUUCAGUGAUGGCCUUUCUCAGUCAGUGGUGUCAGCAGAGGUGGAGAUGACAGCCUAUGGUCUUUUGACGUACACCCUGCUGGGAGAUGUGGCGUCUGCCUUGCCUGUGGUCAAAUGGCUGUCCCAGCAGAGGAACGCUCUGGGCGGCUUCUCCUCCACGCAGGACACUUGCGUGGCUCUACAGGCACUGUCAGAGUACGCCAUCUUGUCUUAUGUGGGAGGGGUCAAUCUCACCAUCUCGCUGGCUUCCACCAACCUUGACUUUCAGGAAACCCUCGAACUCAACAGAGACAACAAAAAACUCCUACAGCGUGCCAAGAUCCCCAGUAUCCCCACAGGCCUUUUCGUCAGUGCCAAAGGAGAAGGUUGUUGUCUGAUGCAGAUUGACGUCUCCUACAAUGUCCCCGACCCAGUGUCCAAACCGGCCUUCCAGCUCAAAGUGGAUCUGAAAGAGCCCAUUCAUGAACGACACCUGCAGCCUCCCUCAGUCUCCUCGACUUCCCGUCAUUCUCCCCUGCGUUCCCGCAGCCGUGUGGACAAUCGCUCUGAGCUCAACCGGAAGCGUCGCACCCCAAUCGAUGACGAUGACCCGGCUGCCCACCAGGACAAAAUGGACUUUCACAUCUCUCUAGAAGUUUGUGCUAGGUGGCUGCACUCGGGAUCGUCCAACAUGGCCGUCAUAGAGGUUCCAAUGAUUUCUGGAUUUAGAGCUGAUGUGGAAAGUCUGGAAAGGCUGCUGAUGGAUAAGAAAGUGGGGCUGAAGAGAUACGAGCUGAAUGGGAGAAAAGUGCUGUUCUACUUUGAUGAGAUUCCCAGCCAAUGUGUGACAUGUGUGGCCUUUCAAGCUGUCAGGGAGUACAUCGUGGGCAAGACAGCGCCUGUUCCGGUCAAGAUCUAUGACUACUACGAACCAGCCUUUGAGGCCACCCGCUUCUACAACGUUAGCGAGAGCAGUCCACUAGCGCGGGAGCUUUGUGAUGGACCUACCUGCAAUGAGGUGGAAAGUUCAACCAAUCACUGGAUCGGUUUCGUGCAGGGGAAUCAGUGCAACAGCGUGUUGGGCUGCCUGGAGGAGGAGCAGUAUGAACGAUGCACCUGCUACAGGGAUUGUGGUUAUGAUGGUGAACCAGUGUGUGGGUCAGAUGGGCAGCUUUAUCAGAACCAGUGUCAGAUGGAGGUUUUUGCCUGUCGAAACGGAACCAGUAUCAAGCAGGUCCCAAUGUCCCAGUGUCCACAUGUGGAGACCGUGAUAGAGGACAGGCAACCAACAGUAGAGCACGAAACUGAGCAACCUUCAGUGCCUGCAAUCCCAGGUGAAGAGGACCUCAGCUCCAUGGCAGAGGUUUCCUACUACUCCUACGAAUACGACCCAGAUUCCGAUCCAUUCCUGGCUGAUGCAGAUGGCGUGCACCAGUCUGCUCACCCUGAAAUCCAGCAAAGUGUAGAGCAGACGGUGCCGCUACCAGCCGACAAACAGCUGCCCACACUGGACACAAAAAACACUCCUGAACGAUGAACCCCUCACAGAGUGAAGCCAUAACCGCCUUUAACUUGUACAUUAUUUGUGAAUAUGAAAGUGAAUGAGAAGAAGAGAAGCUCUGGCUGAGAGGAGGAGGGGGCGGAGUCUGAAGAGUGUGAUUAUGUAUAUGGAGUGUGUGUUCUUUGCUGUCUCCAUGUUCUGAAUGCUUGAGCGGACGUUUGUAUGUUUGUGUGUUAUGUUUUCCUCUUCCUGCUCUUGGUCACCAUUAGGCACAAUAGCAUCUUUUUUUUUUUACUCACUGUUAUUGCCUUUAUAAUCACUAAAAAUAACCAAGUAUUUAUGUUUGUAAUUACACCUGACAUUAAGCGAUAUAUUUUGUUAUUUUGUCUCUCUGUGGUAUUUAUUUGUAGCAAAAAGUCAUAAUAUUUUUAUUUUAAUUGUUGUCAUUCUGCCCUCCUCUGUCUUUUCCCCUUCUCAAACAACAGA